CACCUUCCUUCUUCAGAUCUUGCCCUCUACUCCCCUGUACAAAGAAAGCAGGCCAUCAACGCCGGCAAUCGACGCCGCCCGUCAAAUCCGGCCAUCCGCCAACUCCGGCCAUCGUUGUCGUCCGCCAACUCUAGCUCCAACGGGGCGAAUUAGUAUCUUCCCCGCACGAAGAUACACAAACCACGCUCGAAUUAGCGUCCUCCGUCUGUGCCUCUUCUGCUCUAGCGAUGUCCCUCUUGGAAACCAGUAUGUUGAGCCGCGGGUGGGGAGCCUCCGUCUGUGCCUCUUCUGCUUCACCCACAUCAGGAACUCCACUUACCCCAACCCACUGGAAUCAUCCAUUAAUGAAGAUGGAAACCCCACUUUGCAGGCUGUUGGUGUGGUGUGAGAACGAUGCGGCUAAGAGAGAAGGCGAGCUGGAUAUUUAGCUGACUGUUGUGUUCAUUUGGGGAAUUUAGAAGUUGCAACAACAUGCUUGUCCACUGUAGCCAUCAAGCUCCAGAAGUUGCAGCAUCUAUAUAUCUUCGUGGACAAGUGAAAGAAGUUGCUCCGUUGGUUGUAAUUUCCGUGUAUUCCAUUGUGAUAAUAGCUAGUAUUUGAAGUGGAUGGAAUGAACGUUUGAUUCAACUGCAACUUUGAGAUGUUUGGUAGUAGUUGCUUGGUUGUAGUUGUUGUGGUCAUAUGUAGUGGCAUUCAUACGUUUGAAACAAAAUGUGUAUGAUAUAAGUGUGGAACACAUUAAUGCAGAAAGCAAUGUUUCAUGGCUCAAACGAAGAGAAGUGUUUGUUUCAUGGCUCCUAAAACAUAUUGUGAAGCUAGUAAAAAACCAGGCUGCUUGCAGUUUCAUAGAUCAAACCAGCCUUUUGCAGUUGUUCAAUUGGAUAUUCCUACUGCAGUAACCUGCUGCAGUAUACAAAAUGUUGUUUCAUAAUUCCAAAAUAAGCUAGAAAAGGUAGU
Linum trigynum is the source of this 957-nucleotide messenger RNA. The record is from the annotation of a GenBank genome assembly. NCBI's taxonomy places the organism in Eukaryota, Viridiplantae, Streptophyta, Magnoliopsida, Malpighiales, Linaceae.